Messenger RNA from Microtus ochrogaster (prairie vole), 2099 nucleotides. RefSeq names its product solute carrier family 39 member 3 (gene Slc39a3). NCBI's taxonomy places the organism in Eukaryota, Metazoa, Chordata, Mammalia, Rodentia, Cricetidae. Gene Ontology annotation, biological process: zinc ion transmembrane transport. Gene Ontology annotation, cellular component: plasma membrane. The record is from RefSeq and is a predicted model, not a curated record. The transcript is spliced from 4 exons. The coding region runs from base 978 to 1931 and encodes 317 amino acids. Gene Ontology annotation, molecular function: zinc ion transmembrane transporter activity.
ACCUAGAGCAGGCUGACCUUAAACUCAGAGAUCAGCCUGCCUCUGCCUCCAAAGUGCUGGGAUUAAAGGAGUGUGCAUAUUUGUUGUGGAGAGUAGUGUGUGCAAAGUCAGGACAACGUGCAGGAUCCAUUCUCUCUUUUCCUCACGUCUCUCAGGGUCUUCUCGAGUCCUUAGACUUGGUAUGGCACCUUUAUUUACACUUUGAGCUUUGUUUCAUUAUUUUAUCUCAUUUUUAACUGAAUUUAUGGUUUAUAAUUUUAUUUUGAAUUAGGGUCUUGCUGAGUUUUCCAGGCUGAUCUCAACCUUGGUGGUAAUUCUCCCACCUCAUUGUCCCUUGUGCUGAGAUUUGUACAUGUCCUGGAUCUCACGCUGUAGACCUGGCUGACUUUGAACUCAGAAAUUCGCCUGUCUCUGCCUCCCAUGUGCUGGAAUUAAAGGUGUGCACUGCCCCGGCUGGCCCAGCACAGUUUGUAAUUGGUCGUUUUGUGAGAGUGCGCAUGUAUAUAGUCCAGACAUCCAUGUCGGUGUCUUCAUUGAUCUUUCUUCACUUAUAAACAAUGGGUGUUCUCUGUAUUCGUGUCUGCGCAUCCCAUAUGUGACCAGAAGGGGGCGUCGGUUUCCCAGAGCUGUGGGUACAGCCGGUGCCCUAACUUUGCCAUCCUUCCCAGCCUCUGUUUGCACAUUGGGGCAGGGUCUCGCACUUGAGUCCAGAACUCCUGACUGGAUCAAUGUGUGUGCACCACGUCCUGGUCAUCAAGGAUCUACAGAGUCACAUAGGAACAGCCUACACUUUGGCCACCACAUCCGCUCGCUCAGCCACCUGUCACCUCACGCCUGCUCUGCACCAGGCCUCGAGCUGCCGGGCAGAGCCAUGAGCCCCCAGCCCUGUGGCUGGGGCCGGUAGCCCCUGAAGCUCUGGUGUGUGACUCCAUGUGUGGUUUGGCCCUGCGGUGACCGGUGUGACCCUGGUGGCCACUAUGACUAAGCUCCUCGUGGUGAAGCUCCUCUGCAUGGUGGGCAUGUUCUUCUUCAUGCUGCUGGGCUCGCUGUUGCCCGUGAAGGUCAUUGAGGCCGACUUCGAGAAGGCGCACCGCUCGAAAAAGGUCCUCUCUCUGUGUAACACCUUCGGGGGUGGUGUCUUCCUGGCCACGUGUUUCAACGCACUGCUGCCUGCAGUGAGAGACAAGCUGCGGCAGGUGCUGAGCCUGGGCCACAUCAGCACGGACUACCCGCUGGCAGAGACACUCAUGAUGGUGGGCUUUUUCCUCACCGUGUUUGUGGAGCAGCUGGUGCUGACCUUCCGCCGGGAGCGGCCGCCUUUCAUCGACCUGGAGACCUUCAACGCAGGCUCAGAUGCCGGGAGCGACUCUGAGUAUGAGAGCCCGUUUGUGGGUGCGGGCAGCCGCGGCCGCGGGCUUUUCCCCGAGCCCACAGCGCACACACAUGGUGCAGGGCUGCGGCUGCGGGAGCUAGGACGCCCCGGCCCGCUGCGGCUGCUCAGCCUGGUAUUCGCGCUGUCGGCACACUCGGUGUUCGAGGGCCUGGCGCUGGGGCUGCAGGAGGAGGGUGAGCGUGUGAUCAGCCUGUUUGUGGGUGUGGCUAUCCACGAGACGCUGGUGGCUGUGGCCCUGGGCAUCAGCAUGGCCCGCAGUGCAGUGCCGCUGAGGGACGCAGCCAAGCUGGCAGUGACCGUGAGCGCCAUGAUCCCCGUGGGCAUCGGGCUGGGCCUGGGCAUCGAGAGCGCCCGCAGCGUGGGCAGCAGUGUGGCCUCGGCGCUGCUACAGGGCCUGGCCGGUGGCACCUUCCUGUUCGUCACCUUCCUGGAAAUCCUGGCCAAGGAGCUGGAGGAGAGGAGCGAGCAGCUGCUCAAGGUGCUGUUCCUCGUGCUGGGCUAUGCCGUCCUGGCCGGCAUGGUCUUCCUCAAGUGGUGACGGACUUGCCUGCCUGUCACCUGCUGCCCGCUCGAGCUGUAGGUUUCCACAGGACACACAGGUCACGUCCUGUGCCAGCCGCACUCCAGGGCCACAGCCCACACGGGGCUUCCCGCACUCCACCCACUGAUAAUGCUUUCAAAAGAAGUCUUAAAGUUCUUUACCAAA